Messenger RNA from Rana temporaria (common frog), 1799 nucleotides. It is a transcript of the gene CD276, whose product is annotated as CD276 molecule. The record is from RefSeq and is a predicted model, not a curated record. The coding region runs from base 263 to 1210 and encodes 315 amino acids. The transcript has 8 exons. Lineage: Eukaryota; Metazoa; Chordata; Amphibia; Anura; Ranidae.
UUCCAGGAAAUGUAGAAUAUAGAACGCUGUGUGUUCGGGGAAAGCUGCAUGCCAUCUCUUCAGGGGUCUUUGUCAGCCGAGGCUCGUCCAAUCAGAGCGGAGAAGCCCCUGUGGCCCGGCCCCCUCCUCCUCACACGCCCUGUGGUUGUAGGAUUGGGAAGCAGAAGGAAUAUGGAGAGCCCGCUGUGUGGGAGAGGCUGAGUGACACUUUCCUGUGCUGGGGACACCCUCCGCUCUCUGUGCCCGGAGCCAGCAGCUCCUAAUGCUCUUAGACAUGGAUAUCCUCUGUCUGCUGCUCCUUUUUCCUGCCAUAUGUCGAGCCAUGGAAGUUCAUGUCCCUGAUCUUCCUGUCACUGGAAUUUUAGAUGAAGAUGUCAUCCUCCCCUGCUGGUUCACUCCCCCGGCUGGCUUCUCAGUGCAGAACCUCAGUUUGUUUUGGAAGUUAACAAGCUUGCAGCAAGUUCAUGCUUUUACCCUUGGACAAGAGCAAUUGGAAAACCAGGAACCAAACUUCAUCAAUCGUACACAGCUUUUUCUAAGGAAACUGCCAGAAGGCAAUAUGUCCCUUCUUCUACACAAGGUCCAGCUCUCUGAUGAAGGCACCUAUACAUGCUUUGUAAAUGUUGGAAACUACAGUUCAGCUGCUGUGAGUCUGCAGCUGGCAGCAUCAUUUACAAAGCCAAUUUUACACCUGGAACCUAGCGAGGGCCUUAAACCUGGGGAUCAUGCAACAGUGACAUGCCAUACUUAUCGUGGGUACCCAGAGGCCGAAAUACUUUGGCAGGAUGGAAAAGGACAAAACCUGACAGAAAACAUCACAACUUCACAAGUGGCCAAUGAAGAAGGCUUGUUCCACGUUCAGAGUUCUCUCCAUGUCAUCUUGGAGACCAGCGACACAUACACUUGCUUGGUAUACAAUCCCAUCCUGCAGGUGGUGACUCAUGCCUCUCUGAGUGUGACAGGGCAGCAUCUCUCAUUCCCACCGGUGGCUUUGUGGGUGACAGUGGGGCUUUGUGUCUGCCUCCUGGCUCUCCUUGUGGCUCUUGCCUGUGUAUGUCGAAAACAGCUAAAACAGACCUGUGAGGAAGAACAAGAACAAGAGGAAGCAGCAGGCAACAUGGAGCAAGAAUUAAAUGGAGAAUUGAAGACAGCCAUGCAGCCGUUAAAAGCCAGCUCAGCAGAAGGUGAAGAUACUUCUUCCUUAGAGUGAGCAUGUUCAUGUGAAUCUGAGCAAUUUCAGCAUUUUGAGCUUUACCUAAUACACACUGGACUCUGUGCUGGAAAAUCAAAGGACUCUACAGAUUUCACUAGGCAUGCGGGACUUGCCUUCCUGUGAUCUUGGUCCAUUUUUUUUACAGGAUUUUUAUUUGAAGAUGUUGUUAUGGGCAUGUGAUGAAUACUUUUAAACAGCUUUUCCACCUUCAACUAGAUAGUUAAAAAGCGUUGAGCAUGUCCCUCAUGGGUAAGUGACAGGGGGUUCCCCACUGUUGUCCUCUGUCAAUCAACUGUUUUGAAAUGAACCUCUAAGUAGCUAUGAGGCUGAUGCUGUUUGGAGUUGAUUAGCUUUUUUGGCACAAUGCAGCCUGUUCUCAUCUAUUUGCUUUCAUUGGGAUACUAAGGCAAGGCCAUGUCGGACCCAAAAACAGCUGAAUUGCCCCAAGCAGUUGUAGCCUUAGAGUUGCUUCUUUGUUUCUCGGUACAAUGUUUUUAAUAGAAAAAAUAGGAAAACAUAACAUAGUAUAUUUGUAAAACAAGUAAUUCCUGUGCAGGGGACAUACAAUAAAGUAAUAUAGAGAUUA